CUCACACACACACAAACGCACACACACACACACAUGCAGCACACGUGUGGCUUCCUCUUCACGCAGCGCAGGAGAGAUCUGAAGUGGAUUGAACCUAUCAGCAGCAGCCUUCAGGAGAUAUCUCCAUCUGGACUGUUAACUGCCGCCUCCUUCAAGCCUAACGUCUGGCCUCUGUGAUGUCCAGUGUUUUUUUGGAUUAGACUGCGGUUGACUGUACAGCGCAGUUGUUUGUUUGCUGAUCACUGUUGAACCGGUUCAUGGGGAAGGAGCGAGCGACUGUUGGGAUACGGAUUGAGUAACAAAAACAAAGGGAGAAAGAGAAAGCAAAAGAGCCGAGGAGGGACAGUAGCGAGGGAUGAAAUAUCUGAUGCUUGCUGAGAUAAAGAGGGUCAGAGUUUGGGAUAGAGAUGAGAGUGAGAUGAAGGGAUUUGUUUGGCACUAGAGAUACAGAGGGAGGGUGGAAGAAAAGAGAGAGAGAGAGAGCGAGAGAGCAGUGGGAGGGAGGAGAGACAGAGGAUCCAGCCCUCUGGGACAGCAGUGUGUGUUUUGGGGGUGGACAGAGUGGCUUUGUAUGCAGAACAUCACCGGACACCAGCGGGAGGGACGCUGUCAGUUGUUCUCUGUGUGUGUCUGUAGUGAAACCAGACCUACCUCUGCUCCAUCCCAGCGCCACACACACUCCUCCAUCUGCUGCCCAGGAGCCUGCCUUCUGCUCCCCCUGGACUGAACCACCCCCCCGCCUCCCUCCCACCCACCCCCCCACCCACCCCCACCUCCUCUGAGAGUGUGUGCGUGAAUGUGUGUUGGAGUCCUGAAGAGCUGAUUCUCGGAGGUCAGGAGCGACGAGCUGUGAUGUGGAACUUGUGGGAUUAAACUUUCCGGAGGCUCGGCAGUGACGGCGAUGGACUGGAGCCAGGAGACGGGGAGAAGAGACUCCUGAGUCCGUGAGCGGAGGAUCCCAGAGGAAGAUCCGCAAGCUCCAUUAAGACCACCCAUCCUCCCUUCGCCCGCUUGUUCCCUCUGUGUUUCUGCGUCUAGAGACCUUGUGUGGUGACCUGAGUGUGUGAGCAGCCCAUGUGGGCGGUGAGGGAUGCGGAUCUGAGCAAACUCCGCGCCCCGAUGCCAGCUGCUAUGCUCCCGUGCCCUGCGCCGGCCGGGUCUGACUGGAGCUUCCAGAACCCGGUGGGGGUGGACUGCAGCUCCCCUGAACCCCGCUGCAUCUGGCUGGCGGUGCUCCGCGGUACCACAGGGCCCGCGCCGCCACCAUCCCCACCAGCCGCCAUGCCCACUGGGCACAGCAAGAGCUCCCAUCAGCCCAGGGCUAAGGGGCGGAGGGAUGGUCUCUCCUCAGCCGGUGACAACCCUCGGCCGCCGAUGGCGACCCGGUCGGGAAGGGAGGGGGGCGGCGUGGGCUGGAAGGGUCCCCGGACGCUGGUCCUCCAUAAGAACUCCCAGGGUUUCGGUUUCACGCUACGCCACUUCAUCGUUUACCCUCCAGAGUCCGCCCUGCACACCAACCUCAAGGAUGAGGAGAAUGGUAACGGGAAGGGGUACCAGAAAGGUCGCCUGGAGCCGAUGGACACCAUAUUUGUGAAGAAUGUGAGAGAAAAAGGUCCGGCCCACCAGGCGGGCUUGUGCACAGGGGAUCGGCUGGUGAAAGUGAACGGAGAGAGUGUUCUGGGGAAGACGUACUCGCAGGUGAUCGCCCUCAUUCAGAACAGCGAGAGUGUGCUGGAGCUCUCCAUAAUGCCAAAAGAUGAAGACGUGCUUCAGUUGGUAAGUGCAUAUUCCCAGGAUGCCUACCUGACAGGCAACGAACCCUACUCAGGGGGAGCUGAGAACCUCCCACCACCACCUCCCCUCUGUUACUCACGCACCAAGACCACACCCCCCGCUGGAGCCCCUCCGUCUGCCCCCAUGGGCCAGAACCAGCUGGAUAACUGGAGUCGCUGGCCAGGCUCUUCCAGCCCUUCUUCACCCCUGGAUAACCGCUCUGCUGUGGGCAGCCCCGCCAGCUGGCAGGAGGGGCGCGCAGGAGAGCCAGGAGGAGUGGGUCACACCAGCCCGGCCCAUCGCACAGAGGAGAUCCAGUACGGUAUGACCAGCCAGCAGCCUCAGGGCCAGACCAGGGGGCGCUCCUACUCCUCCUCUUCCUCGUCAGGAGGCCCCUUGUCCAGCCCGCUCCAAGUCCACUACCCCAACCACCACGCCAGUUCCUCGCAGUCCCAGCCACGAAAGUCCAGCUCGGCCUGGACCAGUCCUCCCCCGCCCCAGCUCAGCCACGGCCGCACCGAGCGCUGCCAGCAGGCCCUCUCCGACUGGUACUAUAGCCAGCUGCCUGAGCACUCAGGACGCUGCAUGCAGACCCGCCACCGCAGCUACUCUCAGGACCGGCUCAGCGAAACAAGGAGGCAGCAGCAGCGGACGGGUGGCUGGCCACACAGCGCCUCCCAGGACACGCUGCUUUUAUUGCAGCAGUCAGGACCAGGACCUCAUGGAGAGCCCUGCUGGUCGUAUGCAGACUUGGAGGGGGGCCCAGGUAGGGGCCACCCCGCCUCUAACUAUACCCGAACUCGCUCUGAAAACCUUCUGGCCCAGUACGAUCGUCACGGCCGCUCGUUAGAGAUGCUGGACCGAGCCGCAGGUGGACUGGUCUCACCUCGGUUUGAGAGGCCUUCAUGGCUCCAGCAGGCUCCCCAGCCGCCCCCCAGGACUGACGCCUACCCAAGGCAGGGGAGCCAUUACGGUGCAGCACAAGCUCCUCCGAUGUCCCGACACACACAGUCACAUUCGAAACACCACCCGCAGCCCCACACCCAGGCCCACUCCCAGACCCAGACCCAGGCCCAGCAGGCUGCCCCCCAGACCAGGCGGCUUCCCCCUGGGCAGAGCAUGGACGACCAGCCGGUGGGCUACCGCAGCUACAGCCCCUCUUUUUACCGCAAGACGGGCCGCAUCAUGCAGCAAGCCCACUCUUUCAGGGACCCUUCGUACUCUGGCCCUCACUUGAACUGGAACCCGACGCCUAAAACAAGCCCCCCAGAGGUCUCAGCGGCACCCCUCACCUCCUCCACCGCAUCUCCCCUCGCCUCCGCCACACCCGAAUCCCAGGACAGAGCGUACAGGCCAACAAACCACGAGAGGGAACGAGGUUCAGUGGAGGGGCAGCCGGAGGUGGCGCCGCAGACCCAAGAAGUGGUGCUGAGGCAGAAACCUCCCACCGGUCGGAGGAACGCCCACGGGCUGCGUCAUCCCCACUACGCGCUGCCCAUGGACGGGCUAGAACCCUCUUUGUUUUCUUCUGAUCCCCAGGACUCAGCCCCUGCCUCUGGCUCCACAGGAGAUGUAGCCUCACGCAAACCAAACGGCAACCUCGCCCCCCUCCCCAUAGAGGAUGACUCUCUGGCAUCCAUCCCCUUCAUUGAUGAGCCGACCAGCCCCGGCGCUGAUUUGCGUGCCCGCCACGUGCCGGCGUCCUCCGUGGUGUCCAGCGGCAUGAGUUCGGCGCCCGCUGUUGCCGCCAGCCCCGCCUCCCCCACCUUCCACUUCCCCCUCACUAGGCUCUUCUCACACGACUGCAGCAGUAUUAAAUCCAGUCGCCGUUCCUCCUAUCUUCUAGCCAUCACCACCGAGCGCUCCAAGUCAUGUGACGAAGGACUCAACACGUUCAGAGAGGAAGGCCGGGUGUUCUCGAGGCUUCCAAAGAGAGUGAAGAGUUUCUUCACUGACGGGUCUCUGGACAACCUUGGGACGGCAGAGGAGGUUCGAUCUAAACGCCACUCCACUUCAGAGCUGGGAAACAUCACUUACAGCGAUGUGCGGCGAGAAGGAUGGCUGCACUUCAAACAGAUCCUCACGGAGAAGGGCAAGAAGGUGGGCAGCGGCAUGCGUCCGUGGAAGCGAGUCUUUUCGGUGCUUCGCUCCCAUUCGCUGUUCCUCUACAAGGAUAAGAGGGAGGCGGUGCUUCGCGGGGCCACGAUCGGCGGCGCAGCGGAGGACGAGCAGCCGAUCAGCAUCCGGGGCUGCCUGGUGGACAUCGCGUACAGUGAGACCAAACGAAAGCACGCCCUGCGACUGACCACGCAGGACUUCUGUGAGUACCUGCUGCAGGCGGAGGACCGGGAGGACAUGCUGGACUGGAUAAAGGUCAUCAGGGAGAACAGCAAGACGGACAGCGAGGAGCUCGGCUUCUCCAGACAGGCCCUCAUCAAUAAGAAACUGAAUGAUUACAGAAAACAAAGUCCAACAGGCAGCAAGCCCGACUCCUCUCCCAGGAUGCCCCGCAUGAAGCCUCCCUUCCUGCUCGCCAAGACGGACAACGCCGCUGGAGCGCCACGCUCCCCGAAACCAGAGGGCAAAGAUGAGAGCAGCCCGCCCAAGUCUCCGUGGGGGAUCAACAUCAUGAAGAAGGCAAAGAAGGCCGGGCCCAAAGCUUUCGGUGUGAGGUUGGAGGAAUGUCAGCCGGGAGCAAACAACAAGUUCAUCCCGAUGAUCGUGGAGAUCUGCUGCGGUCUGGUGGAGGACAUGGGUCUGGAAUACACCGGGAUCUACAGGGUUCCCGGGAAUAACGCCAUGGUGUCGAUGCUUCAGGACCAGCUCAACAAGGGCGUCGACAUCAACCCAGCAGAGGAGAAGUGGCAGGACCUCAACGUCGUCAGCAGCUUACUCAAAUCCUUCUUCAGGAAACUCCCAGAGCCGCUCUUCACCAACGACAAGUACAACGACUUCAUUGAUGCCAAUCGAAUGGAAAACGCAUCAGACAGAUUAAAGACCAUGAAGAAACUGAUCCGAGACCUCCCAGAUCAUUAUUACCACACACUGAAGUUCCUGGUUGGACACCUGAAGACUGUAGCAGACCACUCGGAUAAAAACAAGAUGGAGCCUCGUAACCUGGCUCUGGUGUUUGGGCCGACUCUGGUCCGGACGUCCGAGGACAACAUGAAAGACAUGGUCACACACAUGCCUGACCGCUACAAGAUAGUAGAGACGCUCAUCCAGCAUUACACUUGGUUUUUCACUGAAGAGCUCGACAAGGAUGAAAAGACGCCGGUGGACACGGAGGACGUACAGCCCGCCCCCAACAUCGACCACCUGCUGUCCAACAUCGGCAGGACCGCUCUGCUCGGGGAGGCCUCAGACUCAACCAACAGUGACUCGGCUAAAUCAAAGGGGUCGUGGGGGUCAAAGAAGGACCUCACAGCCAAGGACUUCCUGACUCUGUCCAUCAUGUCAGCUGUGACGGGCCGCAAACGCAGAAAGCGCCACAACGCCCGCCGCGUGGGCAGCAGCACUGACGACGACUCAGAGCACGAGCCAAUCAAAGCCGGACAUCUAGGGGCAGAGGAGGAAGAGGAGGCAGAGUCACCUGUAGGAGACACUGCUCCUCGAGCGGAGGGAGAGGAGGAUGACGAUGAAGAGGAAGAAGAAGAAGAAGAGGAAGAUGAGGAAGUUGUAGAAAGCGGAGCGAAAGAGGAGGUAGAAGAGGAGGCGGUGGCGGUUAUUCCCAGUCGGCCGUGCUGUAAAGAGGAAGAAGAGGCAGGAGGAAGGCAGGCAGCGAUGUUGCUGCAGGAGGAGGAGGCUCGGGCGGAGGUGAAGGGGCCGCCGUGGCGGGCGCCAGAGGAUGCGCGCUCUAUCGUUUCUGGUUACUCCACCCUCUCCACGUUAGGGCGCAGCCUGGGGUCAGAGGGGAGGGGGGACGACGCCGAUGACGAGCACAGCGAGCUGGUGAGCGAGACGGACAAUGAGAGCGGCUUCGCCUCGCGCUCCCUCACCCAGGAGAGACCCAACAAACACCCAACUAGCCCCGUGAACACACAGCCGCCAGCAGCCCCGCGCAGCUUCCUCUACACACACUACAAACCCCCAGUUCUCUCACCCACAAACCUGCUCGCCCCGCCCACACCCCUCACACACACACCAGACUCUGCAGAGAGGAGUGAGGGAGGAGCGCGCUCCACCACGCCCUCGUCCUCCUCCUUCUCCUCCUCCUCCACCACUCACAGACUGCACUCACGGCCUUCCUUCAACUCCCACAAGCUGAUCCAGUGUGACACUCUGGCCAGGAAGAAGCUGAAGUCAGAGAAGACCAAGGCUCGCUCCCUGGACCUGUUGGAGCUGCCUGGGACCACAGCUCAGGGUGACGAGGCUGGCUCUGGGUCAGACGGUGCGCCCAGGGUGAGGAGGGAGACCUCCAGAACCAACCCCUCCUCAGGCAGCAGCCAGGAGAGCCUGCGCCUGACACGGCCCAAACCCGCUCUGCCACCCAGCGAGGCCGCCUCCUUCACCCCGACCGGCCCGGGCGGCAGGUCUCUGGCCGAGCAGGUUCGCGCUCGACUGCUGGGCUCGGCCGACGACCUGCGGAGCGUUGGGCUGCGAAAACCGCUGUCGCCUGAGACGCGAAGGAAGAGGCGGGCCUGGCGCAGACACACCGUGGUGGCCUCCCCGACUGAGACGUCCGAAAAGAGACCCCCACUGACUGUCAACGAGUUCCCCUUGUCUCCUUUCAAACAGAACCAGGUCAAAACACCAGGGCUGCCUCGGGAUGCAGAUGGCCUCGAACAAGGACCGGCCACACGUCAAGCACCCACCUCUAGAUUCCACCAGUACCUGUGAGGCCUGCCAGCUGACCCCAACCUCCACAAAGAGGCUGAACCUGCUGACUCUGAGGGGGGGUCUGGCCAAGCUGCUGACCCCCUGCAGAGUUGACUGGCAGCAGCGUAAACAGGGUUGUGGUUAGUUGCCAGGUGCAACACAGGGUACCAAUGAAUUGAGUCUUUAAGAGCAGCCCACCCUUUUAUUUUUGAUGAGCUCCGUUUGCAUGGCAAGGGGCAUUCCAGUGUUGCCAAAGCUUUUGUUUUUUCUUUUUCCUAUAUGUGUGCUUUUAUAGAAAUAAUACAGGAACAGGACAGAGACACAAACAGACCUCAUCACAAUCAAUGUUACAGCCAAGAAUUCUCAUUCGAAUAAUAACCCGAGCAUCCUUUCCGUCUUCUCUCUCUUCCGGCCUGGCUCACAGACGAUUUAAGUCAAAGGGUUAAAUCCCUUUAAGUGACCGGAGGAGGAGGCCGACAUGCAGCCUUCCUCUGGUUCUUCAGAGAAUGGUGCUUCUUAACAAAGUGGAAUUAAAUUUCUCCAAACCUACUUCAGUGAGCCAGAGGAGACAGAAAAUCUAAUAGUCAGGUUGAAACCAUUUCUCAACUGAUUUUUCAUCAGUCUUCCUAAUCCUCAGACCACAGACACUGUAAGACUCAUUUAUACUCCAGACAUCAGACACAUUAGGAUCACAGACACACAAUACAGUCGUCUCUCUCUCUACUUGUUAAUACUGUUAAUGUGUUUUUUGCGCAACAAUAUUCGUGAUAAUGUCCGAGCGUGCAGGUGUUUUGUGUUGAACAAUUUUGUAACAUUUGUACAAAGCCUUGUUAAGUUAACCUUGUAAAUAUAAAUAUUAUGUUAUCAUAUUUGUUUUUACUUUUUUAGUUCUUUUUUAUGGUUUACAAAAAGUGCGUACAAGUGCACAGUCAUUUCCUUCAAGAUGUUACUUGAAAUGUUUCCCUUAAUAUAUUCUUUUUUGUUUUAUAUUCUCUCUCUCAAUAUAUAUAUAUAUAUUAUAUAUAUUAUAUAUAUUUUGUAUUAAAGUAAAAAAGUACUUUUAUUGUGAUUUCACCUCUUGGGUGUACCUGUUCAAAGGAGACAAGAUAAACAUGACUAACCCUGUUCCUUAUUUCCUCAUAGAUGGCCUUUCUCUCUGAUUCUCAGCACUGUGCAGAAAAAAAAAAAGUUAUCUCAUGAGAUUUUGUUAUAAAUAAGUUUAUCUGGUUACUAUACAUUCAGUAAUGUUGCAUCAACAUGUAGCAAGAUUAAAAAAAAAAAAAGUAAUUUGGUAAUUAUUACAUUAUAUUGGACAGUUUGCAGGCAGCUCAGCACCACACUGUGAUCGCUGACCUCAUCAUUUGUUUUCUUAUUCAUGUCUGGGAUUACUGAGCAAUGCCUUCACAGAUCUGCUCAUAUUUACUGAGCUCAAGAUGAAGUAUGUCCCCUCUUGUAAUAAAAGACAGAGGAGAAGCCUGAAAGUGUUUAACAUACAGUAAAAAUACGGUGUUGUGCAUACAAACGGCUACAUUUUCACUUUGAGCGAUCACGUGUUUUCUUCGCACCCCCUCUGAGGGCUCAUCUGUCUGCAUAUUUAUUACCUUGAGGUUACGUGACCAGGAGUUUUCCAUAAAGUCAGGCUCUAAUAAAUCCUCCCUGACAGGAGGAAAUGGUACAUUAUAGGAAAUGAAUACAGAAUACCCGCUAACAAUCUAUUGUUUUUAUCUCUCGUUCUUACCGUGGAGCCAAUUUGCCAACAGAAAAUAACAAACAGGAGUUGCAACUUCCCUCAAGUCAUGAGAGACUCGCUUGUUUUCAUCUGACCAAAAAAAAAACCCCUGUGAAAAAUAAUGAUGAUAAUAAUAAUAGAUGAUAAGUUCUAGUCUUGUCUUACCUCAAGAGUUUUUCUACAAGUGCCUGAUUUCUGGAAUGUGUUUUUGUUCUGCAGUGCCAUGCUCGGUUCUUAUCUUUCUGUUUCCUUUUGUUGUUUCUGGGUCUCCUCCCUCCUUCUCCUGUGGUUGAUGGUAUAACUAAGGCACUGACCCAAAGAUGUGUACAUUCAAUACAAGCGGUCUAACUGAGAGGCUGUAAAAAAAAUUAAUAAAAAGAAGCACACUUCAAGCCAAGGACAUGUCUAUGCACUCUCUUUGCCUUUAAAACAGGCAUUAACAGCUGUUACUGAUGCUGCUAAGAGGGAAGAGGCAUAGUAUUCUCUCAGCUGCUUUUUUCUUAACAAACUGAGGCCAUCUCUCUUUGCCUAGUGAUCCACAGUGUGUGAAUAUGGUACACCUAACAAGCCCUACCCUAAAACCGCAUUAGGUCAUGCCAGACAACAUCCCAUUUCCUCAAAAUGAACCAACAGCCCACGACUUCAUCAGAAGGAAAACUCAACAGUUGGUGUGUGUUGUCUGAAAUGUGAUUUACCUAAUGUUUCAUUGUUGUAUUUUAAAGUCUUUUUGUACAUACUAUCUUAAUAUGUAACAUACUGUAUUGUGUACAUUUGGAAUUGCUUUUGAGUAUAACUAAUAUGAAAAUGACUGGACUUAAAAGACUUGUCCGCCUGAAACCAUUUCCCUCAUGGCUGUGUGCUUUAAAGCAAGGUUAUAUGAUGUAAAUAAACAGAAUUAUGUUUAAAAAUAUA
This is a messenger RNA of Seriola aureovittata, 9232 nucleotides long. RefSeq names its product Rho GTPase activating protein 23a (gene arhgap23a). The coding region runs from base 1075 to 6612 and encodes 1845 amino acids. The transcript is spliced from 24 exons. The record is from RefSeq and is a predicted model, not a curated record. Gene Ontology annotation, biological process: signal transduction. Gene Ontology annotation, molecular function: protein binding. Lineage: Eukaryota; Metazoa; Chordata; Actinopteri; Carangiformes; Carangidae.